AUGGAAUGUUCCAGUGGGCCAGAUAGUGGGCCACUAUGUUUGCCUCGAUGGACAAAAGCCCACCCGAGGCCGUUCCUCCCCAUCCAUUCUCCUCAACCCUCCCUGGAAACUCGAAACCACCGUCUGUUGAAUUCCGUCACAGACCGCGUCUCCGUCCGUCCUAUAAACCACCGUCUGUUGAAUUCCGUCACAGAACCCUGGAAACUCGAGACAAGCGGUUCAAAUUUGCUGACCAUCAAAUUGGAUAUCCCGUCAGUUUAUUCAACGGGAAAAAAUUUGCAGAGGAAACCGAUCGACCUGAGUCCAUCCAUCAGACUAUCAGAUAACCCGUCCAAGAGUGUUGGACCGACGUCCAGGACCCGCUGCUGA
Messenger RNA from Linum trigynum, 369 nucleotides. The record is from the annotation of a GenBank genome assembly. Lineage: Eukaryota; Viridiplantae; Streptophyta; Magnoliopsida; Malpighiales; Linaceae.